AUGGCUUUGAAGAGGAGGAAGCUUAACAAUUCUGGGAUUUUGUCGAACUCUUAUAUUCCACCGUUACGUGCAACCCAAAUCGAUCGAGAAUUGCAGAAACUUCCACCUGACUCGCUCUACAACCUUACACACCUAUGGUUAUCCAUUCCAUCAACACAACCUGUACCGAACGCAUAUUUGCGAAGGAAAGGAUACACCAAAUCAAGCUUGGCAGAUACCUUCUUAACAAAGUUGAAAUCCCUUAAAAACUUCAAAAAUAAGACACAGUUGAAGAAAAAGCUUAUUAAUACCAUCCUUGUCGAAUUUUACCCUAAUGGACUGAACACAUUACAGCUUGCACAGAUAGAUGUACAGCUACUUGUUGAUAGACCUACUUCCAGCUCAUGGAUUUCUUCUACAGUGAAGAUUGUUAAUGGUUCGAGUGAUAUACCAUCAAAUGAAGAAGAUAUUUCCAAUGAUGAACGAAACGACAAAAUAUCGAAAUUGACUAACUAUACGUUUUCCUUAGACUCACAGUUAUUUUUGGAUAAAUUUAUUGCAAACCUUGCAAACCUAUAUUUGACGCAUGUUUAUAUCUCUAGGCAUCCGUAUUUCCCAUUGAUUAUGGUUCGAGUCCAAAUGUAUGAUUAUACUUAUCACCGAUCCUCCGCAACACAUAGUGAAGUUUUUCAAGACUUAACCAACAGGGCAUUGUUCAAAUCGGAAAAAAUGAAAUUCAAUGAAGAUCUUGACAGAAUCCUCAACAACAAGAACAAUAGGACACCAAAUCAAGAGAUUAAUACUAACCUGCAAAGGCAGGUCAGGCUUCAAAUUCAGCCGCAAGUAAGAUCACAUAAACCAUUUUAUAUUCUUCUUCCCAUAUCUUCACCGCAUGUCAUUCAUUCUGUAUUUCCACCCGAUGAUGUUUGUAGCCGACUAAUAUUACAAACACUUGAAACAACAUUGGCCAAUGAUGAUUUUUAUAAGGUUAAUCGACCAUGUGAGGCCAAAACAAACAAGUUAGACACAAACACUUCAAUUAUCACCAGUAGAAAGAUCAGAAUAUUCAGAGAUGCAGAUAUUCCUAAACCAAUAAAGAACUUAAACACAAUGUUCUUACUGCGCGGUAUCUCAAGAUUUGGUUCAUCUUUGGGUGCUUGGGCACCUUAUGCAGAGGGAAUUGUUGAUAUGGAUAUUUUUGAAAAUGAAUUGAAACAUUUGAUUGUUCAGCCAGAAGAGAUGAUAGAGCUCGAUGGACAUAGUGAUGAUGAUUUGCAGGGUCGACCGAAAGCAGAGGACAGAAAGCAACGCAAAAUCAUUUCUGCGCUUAAGUUCAAAGGGACUCUGAAAAGGAUUAAGCCAAAGAAAUUGUAUAAAUGUAAUGGAAACCAUGGAGAUAGUGAUGACUACAAUGAUGCUAGUAUUGAUUUAGAGGAGUAUGAACAAAACAAUGAGAAUUUCUUUGAAUCUGAGCAAAAAAGGUUGCAAAAUAGAUAUGCAUCGGCAGUUCCCAUUAACGAGUCUAAAUUUGAGAUAAAAGCCCAGUUGGAAAAGAAGAAGACCCAAGGAAAUGAGAAGGACGUUUUUUCGUUUACUAUGGAACUAACAGGCUCUGACGUAUAUGGUGGGUUACACGAAUUAGCUGAUCAGGGUGUCAUUGAUCCAUGCAAGAUUCCAGACUGGCUAACCGGGGAAGUACCUAUGGGGGGUACAGUAGUGAAUGGGAAGCUUCGUACGAAGCGUUGA
Pichia kudriavzevii is the source of this 1725-nucleotide messenger RNA. RefSeq lists its product as uncharacterized. The coding region runs from base 1 to 1725 and encodes 574 amino acids. NCBI's taxonomy places the organism in Eukaryota, Fungi, Ascomycota, Pichiomycetes, Pichiales, Pichiaceae. The record is from RefSeq and is a predicted model, not a curated record. The transcript has a single exon. Gene Ontology annotation, biological process: CENP-A containing chromatin assembly; chromosome segregation.